This is a messenger RNA of Pogona vitticeps (central bearded dragon), 1186 nucleotides long. The record is from RefSeq and is a predicted model, not a curated record. NCBI's taxonomy places the organism in Eukaryota, Metazoa, Chordata, Lepidosauria, Squamata, Agamidae.
CCGCUUCUCUCACAGAGCCCGGCCGGCCGCGGGAGGGAAAGCCGAACGCCCUACCGGUUCCUCCGCCGGGGCUGUGGGUCUGUCGCCCCGCCAUGAGCGCUCCCGAGGCCGUGCGGCUUCUGGACGCGGCCGACUUCGCCGCCCGCAAGCACGCCUCCCAGCGCCGCAAAGAUCCGGAGAGCACGCCGUAUAUCAAUCAUCCCAUCGGUGUGGCCCAGAUAUUGGCACAGGAGGCGGGAAUAACGGACGUUGUAAUACUGCAGGCUGCCCUUCUGCAUGACACAGUCGAAGACACAAACACUACCUUCUCAGAGAUUGAGGAGCGCUUUGGGGAAGAGGUAAAGCGCAUUGUAGAAGAAGUGACUGAUGACAAGAGGCUGCCGAAGAUGGAGCGCAAGCGCCUGCAGAUUGAACAUGCUGCUCAUUGCAGCCAGGCUGCCAAAUUGGUGAAACUGGCUGAUAAACUUUAUAACCUGCGAGACCUGAACCGCUGCACCCCUCAAGGUUGGUCUGAAAAACGGGUUCAGGAGUACUUUCUUUGGGCCUUGGAGGUAGUGAAGGGGUUGCAUGGUGCAAAUCCGGUGCUGGAAGAGAAGCUGUGGCUGUUGUUUAAAGCAAGAGGCCUAUCAGAUUGACAUGGCAGGGCACUGCCCAACUCUACUGGAAAGAAAACCACCUGGAUAUCUUGAUGUUGGGUGAAUAAUGAAGGGACUUUGGACCAGUUCUCCUGAAUCUACUUUCCUGUCCCACAGUCUUUGCACUCUCCACGAUGGACCUUGCAUGUGUUUGGAUUGCUCUAGUUCUGUCUGAGAAGUUCAUUUCAGCUGAUGACUCUUCUGCUCUUUGAUUCAAUAGCUAAGGUGGCAAGAUGCAAAAAGACAGUCCAAAAGCAGUUUGGCCACUCUGUAAUGAAGGCAAAUUCUAUAGCAGAAGAAUCCCCAUAUAAGAAGACAACUUCAUCAGUCCCUCACUUUUCUGGCCUUGAUCUCCUCCAGAAUCUAAUGACCUGUAAAAGUUGUUCUGCAGUUGUGUUGAGGAGGAAGAGUGCAAGAGAAUACUGAGAAAUCCUUUUUUUGACAGAACGUUUUGACAGGAUUCUAGGAUUGCCUGUCAUUUGUUGUUGGGCUAAUAUUGAAAGAAUGACUAUUGGUAGUGAUGCUUAAUAAAAUCUCUAUCCAAUAUCUGA